Naegleria gruberi is the source of this 1779-nucleotide messenger RNA. RefSeq lists its product as uncharacterized. The transcript has 2 exons. The record is from RefSeq and is a predicted model, not a curated record. The coding region runs from base 1 to 1779 and encodes 592 amino acids. NCBI's taxonomy places the organism in Eukaryota, Heterolobosea, Eutetramitea, Acrasida, Naegleriidae.
AUGAUCAUCAAGAUGAAGGACUUUCGGAAACAAAUUCAAUCAUUGGUUUUAUUGAUUGGUUUAAUUGUAAUUUUAAAUAAUAGUAGUGUGUUGUCAAGUGAUGACUGGAGUGGUUGUACAUAUGUUAAUAUUAAUAAUAAUAAUGGUAAUCAACAGGCAUUAUCUUGUUCAUCUAUUACAGCUUGGGAUGAAAAUACAUUUGCUUUUAGAUAUGAAGAUUCUGUGUUUUUCACAGUUUUCUACAAGUUUUUUGAUACAAAGGAAUAUCAACUUUGUGAUGAAAAGUAUGUGAAGGAAACACUCUUCAAAACAUAUGGAAUUUCUUCUUGUUAUCAAGCAUAUGUUGACAAUUUUCCAAAACUUGUCAAUUCAACACUCUCAUACUUGAAUUCAACUUAUGGCAUCUCUUCAAAAAAUGGAAGAAACAAGGCAGUGACUGAACUAGCUUGGAUUAUGAAUUAUUGUCAAUAUUGUUCUAGACCUGACUUUAAUGAAUUCCAUUCAAAUAUUUCAACAAUAGUUACUCCUUCACCUUUUAGAUAUGUUACUGCUAAAAAUUUCUGUAAUUAUGGAACUGAAAUUCCAAAGAAUUCAAUUCAAGCACCACUAGUACACGGACAUUCAUUACUUGAUUCAGAUGAUACGUAUCCAUGGAUUUGCUAUUGUGGAGGUAACGAUUAUGGUUUCAAGUGUGAUUACUUUUCAACAAAUUUUAUUCCAUUCACUUUCAAAGCCUACCCAAUUAUUGCAUUCAUUGUACCAACAUUGCUUGCCAUUGCCACUAUUGUUUGUAAUGUCAUUCCACUUGCUUAUAGAAAUGUCAAAAAGAUUUCUCACAAGAUGAAGUUUAAUCUCACCUCCUAUCCAAAAGCUAUUUUUGAGGAAAUAUUCUCUUUGAGUUGGAUCAUUAUCAUUAUGAUAUUCUUUUACUUUUUGUUUUUGGCCAUUGAAAAUGGUUUGAAUUUUGCUGUCAUUAGUGUUUUUGAAACCAAGACAAAAGUUGGUGCUGGAUUCUUUAGAUCAUUGAGUUUAUUGUGGUUAAUUUCUGCCCUAUUCUCCAUUCUAGUCAUGUGGCUAAAUUUACUAUUAGGAUCAAUGAGAACUUCAACAGAUUCUAUCAAAGUUCACAUUGGUUUGAAAAUUACUCUAGGUUUAUUCUAUUUAUUUGUUUUAGGACUUUCAAUUUUACCAUUUGUUUAUACUGGUCUUCAAUCUAGUCCAAUUAGAGGUUUUACCAAAACAUUUAACUUGACAUUCUUUACACUUACUGCAGCCUCUACCAUUUUCUUCACCAUUCUCUUCAUCUUGUUUGGAGCCAAACUGUAUUUUAAACUCAAGAUUGCAAAUAAUUUAUCAAUUUUCCAAAUCAAAUUUACCAAGUUUGUCAUGUUCUUGAUGGUAACCAAUGCUAUUGUUCUAAUUGAAAUAAUUUUCAUUAUCAUUGAAUAUGGAGCUAGUCAAGUUGUGUUUGGUUUAUUUUAUAGAAGUGUGAAUUUCAAUACAUUGGAUUUAAGUAUGUGUUUAUUGGCUAGUGGUAUCAUUUAUCAAAUGACACCAAAUGCAGAAUUUAGACAAAUAUUCUGUCCAUGUAUCAAGGAUGCUACUCUACAGAAAUAUCAGGACUAUAUUACCAAAAAGAGUGGAAGAAACAAGCAAGUAGAACCAGAGGAAGAUUCAAGUCAAUCCGAAUCGAAUCCAUAUCAAUUAGGAACAAGCUACAAAUUAACAUCAGGAGAAACAACAUUAACCCAACCGCUCUCACAAGGUUAUCAACAUUAA